Penicillium vulpinum is the source of this 1221-nucleotide messenger RNA. Its product is annotated as WD40 repeat domain-containing protein. Gene Ontology annotation, molecular function: protein binding. The transcript has 3 exons. The record is from RefSeq and is a predicted model, not a curated record. Lineage: Eukaryota; Fungi; Ascomycota; Eurotiomycetes; Eurotiales; Aspergillaceae. The coding region runs from base 1 to 1221 and encodes 406 amino acids. Gene Ontology annotation, cellular component: transcription repressor complex; nucleus. Gene Ontology annotation, biological process: negative regulation of transcription by RNA polymerase II.
AUGCUCGAACACGAACUUCCCAAUUGGAUAUGCCAGUUACCACAGGUUGAGGAAAGAUGGGGUGCGCUCACUCAGACACUCGAAGGCCAUAUAGGAGUGAACUCAGUGGCCUUCUCGUCCGACGGCCGCCUACUAGCGUCCAGCUCUAGUGUUCACCGAGUGCACCUCUUGGACCCGGCGAUAGGUGCGCUCACGCAGACCCUCGAAGAUAAGUCAGGAGUGACCUCAGUGGCCUUCUCCUGCGACGGUCUACUAGCAUCCGGCUCGACUGAUUAUACAGUGCGCCUCUGGGACCCGGCGACGGGCUCGCUCACCCACACUCUCGAAGGCCAUUCAAUUUCAGACCCGACGACGGGCGUGCUCUCCUACACUCUCGAAGGACCUUCAAGUUCAGUGAACUCGGUGGCCUUCUCCUCAGACGGCCGACUAGCGUCCAGCUCUAAUGAUAUGUCUGUCCGGCUCUGGGACUCAUCAACGGGCGCGCUUAUCCAUAUCCUCGAAGGCAAUUCACGUAUAGUAAGAUCGGUGGCCUUCUCUCCCAACGGCCACCACCUAGCAUCCGGGUAUGAUGAUCGGACAGUCCGCCUGUGGGACCCGGCAGCGAGGGCGCUCACCCAGAAUCACGAAUAUCAUUCAAGUGUAGUAAGAGCUUUGGCGUUCUCGCCUGACGGCCGCCUCCUAGUGUCUGGCUCUAGUGACGGUUCACUCCGUAUCUGGGAUCCGACAACGGGUGCACUCAUGCAGACCCUCGAAGGCCGUUUAAAGGGUAUGUGGUCCACGGCUUUCUCUUCCGACGGCCUACUAGCGUUUGGCUGUGCUGAUAGGUUAUUGCGCGUCUGGAACCUAGCGACGGGGGCGCUCACCCACACCCUCAAAGGUCAUUUAGGCUCAGUGAUAACGUUGGCCUUCUCGCCCGACGGCCGCCUACUAGCUUCCGGGUCUAAUGAUUGGACAGUCCGCCUCUGGGACCUAGUGACAGGGUUGCUCACCCAUACUCUUGAAGUCAAUUCGCAGGAUGUGUGGUCCGUGGGCUUCUCGCCCGACAGCCGCUUACUAGCAUCCGGCUCUGGUGAUGGGUUAGUGCGUCUCUGGGACCGGGUGACGGGCGCGCUGAUCCAAACUCUACAGUUUGAAGAACGAGCCACUGCACUCGAAUGUUUCCAUGACGGUUUAUAUGUUCACACCAACCUUGCUUCCUGGGAGUACGAAUAUUUUGGUUGA